Stereum hirsutum FP-91666 SS1 is the source of this 498-nucleotide messenger RNA. RefSeq lists its product as uncharacterized. Gene Ontology annotation, molecular function: nucleic acid binding. Lineage: Eukaryota; Fungi; Basidiomycota; Agaricomycetes; Russulales; Stereaceae. The record is from RefSeq and is a predicted model, not a curated record. The transcript is spliced from 2 exons. The coding region runs from base 1 to 498 and encodes 165 amino acids.
AUGGAGCAGAUUAUCAAGGAGAGGGGUCUCUGGCCUGCAGGCGGUCUUCGUGCAGAGUGUCCGGGUUUCAAAUGUGAGCCCGGACUUACUGACUGCUGCUGUCGAUGGCUCCUCUUCUGCCAGCCUGAUUUUGUGGCCCAGAAGUCUGCGCUGGAGGAGUAUAUCACGCAACGCGGUCACCUCUGUGACUAUUACCCCAAAUAUCACUGUGAGUUGAACUUCAUCGAGCAGUAUUGGGGUGCCGCGAAGUAUAUCUUCCGCAAUGGACCGCGUACUAGCACUGAGAACGAGCUCGAGGCUAAGAUUCAGGACUGCCUGGAUAAGGUGCCACUUGAAAAGGUUCGGAGGUUUGCAAACCGAUCUGCACGCUUUGUGGACUCGUACUUACAUGGCCUUAUGGGGGGACAAGCUGCGUGGAUUCAUCGUCGGUACCAUAGUCAUCGUACCCUACCACCUGAUAUGCUGGCAAAGGCUCGGGCUGAGGCUGCAGAUUUGUGA